Molecule: messenger RNA, 1003 nt
Organism: Toxorhynchites rutilus septentrionalis
Lineage: Eukaryota; Metazoa; Arthropoda; Insecta; Diptera; Culicidae
Product: dynein regulatory complex protein 9-like
Exons: 2
Coding region: 69-911 (280 amino acids)
Biological process (GO): cilium organization
Cellular component (GO): cytoplasm; motile cilium
Molecular function (GO): protein binding
Source: RefSeq, a predicted model, not a curated record
UAAUCCCAGCAAACCGUGGCGAUUGUGUGUCACUAGAAAAAAAAAAAAGAUCAAAAAAGAUCAGCGGAAUGUCGCUGGACAUGUUGGACGAAACCGAACGAACCGUCGUGAGUCGGCUAAUCAACGAAACCCUGGUCAAGAUGAAAAUUAUCGCCUGGAAUUCGACGAGGCGUACCCCAAUCGGUGAUAUGCUCCAGAAGACAAUCUCCGCUUUGGAAAAUUUUCAUCCGACUGCAGAUGAACGCAUCACGAGGGAUUCCAAACCGAAGCAUUCGAGAAAAGGGGACCGACAAAGGACGACCUCGGAACUGAAAAAGAAAGUGACUGCUGUGCAGCGUUCUUGGCAUGAUGAGCAACAUAAGCAUGACGAGGAAACGCAGCUCGAAACAGCGAAACGUCGCUUCGUCAUUAAGUGGGAAGCCGCUCGGCAGGAACAGUUGAGGCAAAUAUUUGAGUUGCGAAACGAAGAGCUUCGGAAGGAGAUGUGUUUGCAAGAAUCGGAAAUGAAAUCUGCGCUGGAGGUUGCCGGAAAGGUAGAUGAGUAUUACAAUUACAGGUCGGAUCUAAUCGAUAGCGAGAUGGCCGAUUGGAUGAGUCGAAUGGAAAGUGAGAGGGCACAGUUUAAUCCUCGCCUCCAGCAACUUCGUGCUGAGAAAGCAAAUUGGGGCGAGAUGAAGGCGGAAGUCAAACGGUGGGAUCAGGAGAUCGAGCAGAUGGAGGAAUGGGAAGCCAAUUACAACAGGGAAUUAAAACACAGGCAGAUGUGCGAAAAAUAUGUUGUACAGUUGCAGGCCUGGUGGCGCGGGGUAAUGGUACGCAAAGGACUUGGACGGUUCGGCAAGGGCAAGAAAAAAGGAAAGACACCGAAAAAGGGAAAAGGAAAGGGCAAGGCUAAAAAAGCUAGAAAAUAAUUCGUAACAUUUACCAAAUUCAUGAAAAUGUAUUUCAUAUUGAUAUUCAAAUGGGGACAAUUUUCGUUUGCUCGCGUAAAGCAAUAAAUAAA